GCGCGACAAACGCGAUUGUUCUUGUUUGCAAGACCUUAUAAGUCUCCAAUUAUGCCCGUCGCUAGCUCAUCUCGCUCGAAGAAACGCCACGCGCGAGCACCGUCCUCCGACAUCGAGGAGGAUUCCGGCCCGAGUCAGCACAAGCAAAACACACAGGAAGACGUAGAGAUGGACGAAGAUGAGGAGCCACGCAAGGCCAAGAAGAGCAAGAAGGACAAGCAGCGCGCGCCGAAGGACGACUCCGACGCGGAGGGCGAGGAAGAAGUGGAAGAGGACCUGCCCGUGCCGGAGAUUAACGACCAGCCUCUGGACAAGAACCAGGCGAUGAAAAUACGCCAGAUGGCGAGCGACUGGGGUUACACCCGUGACAAGGUCCACAACGCUAGUUAUGGAUUCCUGAGGGAAGUUGCGGCCUCUGUGGCUGAAUUCACCGAGGGCGAGAAGGGAGAGAAGGCCUUGAAACAAAUCGACGCGCUCAUGCGUGAACUGCUCGAUACAGAGCAGCAUUUGAAUGCGCAUGAGCAGGCCCUGGAUGAGAUUCACCAGAGGCUUAUGAGGGGCGACAAGAUUGCUGGCGUUGCUGAAGCGUAUGAAAAAGGCGUCCAGGAGAAGGUGAGGACGUACAAAGCGAAGACAUCGCGGCAGAAGUACGCCAAGAGCGAUAAUUACACCAAGUUCAAGCAGGCAGUAUACGAAGUGCACAAUCCAGACACCGCAAUGCCGCCGCUUGUCGAUCUCAUCCCUCGAGAGGAGGGCGACGACAGCGACGACGAAGACGACGUCCAGAUUGGAGGUAUCACGCAGGACUACAAGUGUCCCCUCACGCUCACGCACCUCAUCGACCCAUUGACCUCUAAGCUGUGCGGUCACUCCUACUCGGCCGCAGCUAUUCGGGAGUAUCUCGGCAAGGGAGGCAGGAAAGAAUGUCCUGCGACGGGCUGUAAGAAGAUGCUUGCCCUGUCUGAUCUCGAGGCCGACCCAGCCCUGGCCAAGCGCGCAAAGGAGGCCGCGCGUCGCGAGCGUGCCCGAGAGAGCGAUGAAGAUGAUGACGCCGAGGUCAUCGAGUAAAUGGCUUGCUUCGGUCCCAGUGGUUUGUUGCAGGACGUUCUGCGAGGCCAAUAGACGUCCCUUGUAGACGAGGCUUUGGGAGAGCGAACGGCGAAGGUGGAGUCAUCGAGGAGCUCUAUUUUUACUUUCUGCAUCGUACUGUGUUCUGUCUGUAAUAGUAUGCUAGAUCUUUGUGUACGUGUACUUAACCUAAAUUAUGUGUACCUGCUAGUCGUGCUCCU
Messenger RNA from Dichomitus squalens LYAD-421 SS1, 1289 nucleotides. RefSeq lists its product as uncharacterized. Gene Ontology annotation, molecular function: zinc ion binding; SUMO ligase activity. The record is from RefSeq and is a predicted model, not a curated record. Gene Ontology annotation, cellular component: Smc5-Smc6 complex; nucleus. The transcript has 6 exons. NCBI's taxonomy places the organism in Eukaryota, Fungi, Basidiomycota, Agaricomycetes, Polyporales, Polyporaceae. Gene Ontology annotation, biological process: double-strand break repair via homologous recombination; protein sumoylation. The coding region runs from base 169 to 1068 and encodes 299 amino acids.